AUGCACCUCGCGCUCACGGCUCAAACAAUCAACGCGGAAGAGGCGCUGCGGCUGGGAUUGGUUCAAAGCGUGUUUCCAUCGCAGCGCGAGCUUAUGGAUCACGUCCAGAGCGUAGCAGAGGCGAUUGCUGGCAAGUCGCCGCUGGCAGUGACGGGAACGAAGGCCGUGCUGCGGCAUGCGCGCGAUCAUAGCGUGGCGGAUGGGCUGGAAUACGUAGCUACGUGGAACGCCGCCAUGCUGCUCUCAGACGAUCUGGCUGCCGUUGUGAAGGCACUCGGCACGCGCAAACCGCCGGUCUUCUCGAGAAUCCUGCCCUUCCCCCCUCCCUUUCGUCGUUCCCUAGAAACCCUUAUCCUUACGUUACAGCUGUACCGUCCGUCGAGCGGCAACAACAUCGGCAAGGUGCUGCAGAAGCAGGCCACGAGGAGCCUUCCGCGACUCACGCUCGAAUCCAAGGUGCUAUGGACGUACCUGCGCAGCCCCCUGUGGGUGGCGGGGCUGGUCAUUGACGUGGGCGGUGGGCUGCUCAUGCUGCAAGCCGUGGCUUCCGCUCCUGUAUCCAUAGUGCAGCCGGUGUCAACGUCAGGGCUGGCUCUCAUGGCACUCUUCUCGCACCUCUACCUGCACGAGCCCAUGUGCCUCGCCGACUGGGCCGGCAUCCUGCUCUGCAUCCUCGGCACCGUUGCGGUGGGUGUCUCAUCUGAGAACCCUUUGCCGUCCGCCCCGCCUCCCCAACUCUCCCUGCGGCACCUCAUGGCGUUUGUCUUUUGGGUCGUGCUACUCAUGGUAGUGUUAGAGUGGUGUGCCACAGCAAGCAAGGCCAAGCGGAAAGUCAAAGACCCUCCCCUCUCCUCUCAGGGCGCUUUAGGAGCAGAUGUGGUGGAGGAGCUAGCAGCAGGGACACAAGCCGGUGCCUUUUUUGGGCUGUCAGCAGCAGCAGUCAAGACGGGCAUGUUGCUGGCAACAGGAGGCCCGCCUGUCUUUGCUCUCCUUGGGAUUGCCGUGGGCGUCAGUCUCAGCAGCUUCGGGUUUUUCUGCCAGACGCGGGGUUUUAAGGAGGGGCGGGCAGUGGUGGUGUCCACAUGUGCGGCUGUAGCAGCCAUGCUCACGGCUGUAGCAGCGGGCAUGGCAGGCCUGGGGGAGGACCUCCCUGCCAACGCGCGCCUGCGCAUGUGGCGAUUCCUCGGCUGGGCCUUAAUUCUCUUUGGGAUUGUACUGCUUGUGGCUGCCAAGCCGCCUGACCUUGUGGGCCUAGCCAAGGCCGACGCAGCCCGCCGCAAACCUCUGCACCCCUCUCCCCGCGCACCCAACCGCUCCACUUCGCCCAGUGGACUCUCGAUAGGCAUUACAGCUGCGUGUAACCACGACUACUCACGGAGAACGAUGGUUCCGGUAGGGAACCAUCGGCGCUUCACCGUGACGGCCCCGCUAGUGCAGCUUUUGCUGCUGAUAGCUCUCGUCAACAGCGCGGCGAGUCUCGCGCCACCACCAAGGAGUGCCAAGUGCGAUUAUUCCAACGGCUUAUGGAUGCGAGGCGGCAAGCGCUUCCCGCGCUACACGACGACGGACGGCCAGAAGCGUGUCAAGUGCCCGUACGUACGGAGCGAGUACUCGUGCGAGCGUAACAACCGGCCCGACUGGCAUUACAAGCUGUUCCGGUGGCAGCCGUACGGUUGCUCGCUGUCGUACUUCAGCCCGUCGGGUUUCAAGUACAUAAUGAAGAACAAGAAAAUGCUGCUGGUGGGCGACUCCAUGAUGUCCAACUUUCACGAGGCGCUGCUGUGCGCCAUCCACACGGGCGGGUACAGCGGCCAGCCGUACACGGUGGACAUCGGCAUGUCGAACGGCAUCAAGGGCAUGCGCUUCCCGGCCUUCUCCUUCUCCCUCGAGUACUACAACUCGCAGUACAUCGUCUACUCCAAGCGCCAGACCACCUACUCCGCCAAGCGCGGCGGCCACGCCUUUGAAGUCAACGUCGACAAGAUGGACCCGGGGUUAGAGUCCGUUCUGGGGAAGUACGAUGUUGUGGUGUUUGCCUCGGGGGUGUGGUGGCUGCAGAACGUGCCACGCCGCACGCAGCCGAAUAUCUUCCUUGUGAACGGGCAGGAGCGGAACCUUUCGAACAUUGCUGCGCACCAAUGGGGGCUCUCAACCGUGGUUAAUUCCAUCAAGAAUAUGAAUUUCCGGGGCGUGCCGAUGUUUCUCUCGUUCUCGCCGAACCACUCGGGAGCGAAAGGAAACCCCCAGAAAGGAGUGAUGCUGGGGAGGGGAGCCCAUACGGACUGGAUUGGGGCCUGUGGAGCCUGGUAUCCUAUCAGCAGCACGAAAAAGUACUCGUAUUCAGUCGAUACUGCAAACGAGUACAGGGAUGCGCAGAAGUCUACACUCUCUGGUACACCCAUUCGGUUUAUUCAACUCACUGACUUGAGUGCGGUGCGACCUGAUGGGCACUUGGGGCCGUGGUACGAGUGGAGGGAGAACAAGGGAAGCAAGUCGCCUGGAGGGCAGGGGGAACCGCCGUUCAGUGGGGAUUGCACGCACUGGUGCCUGCCUGGGGUUCCCGACACCUGGGUUGAUAUGCUCUACACGCACCUGCUUCUGGAGCCUUCGAUUUUCUAG
This is a messenger RNA of Closterium sp. Yama58-4, 2619 nucleotides long. NCBI's taxonomy places the organism in Eukaryota, Viridiplantae, Streptophyta, Zygnematophyceae, Desmidiales, Closteriaceae. The record is from the annotation of a GenBank genome assembly.